AUGGGCAGCCUGGGUGUUUGGGCUGUGGCUGUGGCCGCUCUGCUGGGGACCUCAGGGUGCUGGCUGGCUGAAGGGCACAAGAGUAGCAGGCGAAGCAGCGUGGAUACAGCCAGCAUUUCACAUACCUCUUUGCAGGAACCAUACUCCAGGGAGAAGGGGAAAGCAGACGGGAACAUCGAUCAAUCCCUGUCUGACCCAGAAGGGGGUCCCUGUCGGAGGACCUACUGUGGGCGGGGUCGACAGUGUGUGCUGAUGGCAGAAACUGGCCGUGCUGAGUGUGUUUGCCAGGAAAAAUGUCGGCCCUCCUUUGUGCCAGUGUGUGGCUCUGAUGGCAGGUUCUAUGAGAACCACUGUGAGGUUUACCGCACCGCCUGCCUGGAGAGGAGACGGAUCUAUGUGGUGCACAGCAAGGACUGCUUCUUCAAAGGCAAUGCCUGCACCAUGUCCGAGUACAACAGGCUGAAGAGCAUGCUGCUGGAUAUGCAGCCUAAAGUUCUGAAGAGUGGAGAGCAGAGCCAGCAGAGGGAUAUGGAGGAGAAGAGAGCACUGGUGGACACCAUGUUCAAAUACCUGGAUGUGGACCAGGAUGGCCGGCUGGUCAGUGAUGAGCUGGAGAAGAUCUCUAUGAAGGAGCACCUGGAGGACAGCCUGCUCGAAUGCACCAUGCAGGACCUGCUGCGUUACGACGACUACAACAAUGAUGGACACCUCAGCCUACACGAGUUCUACACAGCUUUCCAGGUUGUGCAGCUGAGCCUGGCGGAGGACCAGCGGAUCAGCGUCUCCACGGUAACGGUGGGUCUCAGCGCCGUCCUUACCUGUGCUAUCCAAGGGACGCUGCGCCCACCAAUCAUCUGGAAGAGGAAUGGCAUCAUACUGAACUUCUUGGACCUGGAGGACAUCAAUGACUUUGGGGACGAUGGCUCCCUGUACAUCACCAAGGUGACGACCAUCCACAUGGGGAACUACAGUUGCCAUGCCUACGGCUAUGAAGACCUGCAUCAGACACAUGUGCUGCAGGUGAAUGUCCCUCCAGUGAUCCUGGUCUAUCCAGAAACGCAGGCUCAGGAGCCCGGUGUAUCUGCCAGCCUCCACUGCCACGCCGACGGCAUCCCAAAUCCCAAGCUCCUCUGGCUGAAGAACGGCAUGGACCUGCAGCCCAGAUCGUCCAAACAGCUCUCUCUCAUAGCAAACGGUAGCGAGCUCUUUAUUGGCAGCGUUCGGUACGAGGACACCGGAGCCUAUACCUGCAUCGCCAAGAACGAGGUGGGAGUGGACGAGGAUAUCUCCUCGCUGUUUGUUGAAGACUCAGCCAAGAAGACUCUUGCAAACAUUCUGUGGCGAGAAGAAGGGUUGAGCGUGGGGAACAUGUUCUAUGUAUUCUCCGACGAGGGCAUCACCGUUCUGCAGCCCAGCGAAUGUGAGAUACGCAGACACAUGAAGCGGACAGACAGGAUUGUUGCAACUUAUGAGGAGAUGUGCCCUAAAGGUGAGGGGGUGUCACCUCAGCACUGCGUGUGGUCCUCAGCAGUCAACAUCAGGGAUAAGUACAUCUACGUGACCCAGCCCCUCCUGAGCCGACUGCUGGUUGUCGAUAUUCAAGCACAGAAGGUGGUGCAGGCAGUAGCAACAGAUCCUUUUCCAGUGAAGAUGCUCUAUGACAAGUCUCAUGACCAGGUGUGGGUCCUUACAUGGGGGAAUAUGGACAGAACACAUCCAACACUUCAGGUAAUUCCACAAGCCAGUGUGGGAGAAGUGCAUCAUGCCAUCCGCACAACUUUCCAGAGGGUCAACGACUUCUUCAUUCCUCCAACCAACCUCAUCAUCACUCACGUGAGGUUUGCCUUUGUCUUCCUCAAAAAUGAACCUGCGGUACACAAGAUCGACCUGGAGACCUUCCACCGCGUCAAGACCAUCAGCCUGAAGAACUACAGCUGCAUACCAGUCAGCAUGGCCUACACACACCUCAGCGGCUUCUACUUUGUCCAGUGCCAGAGCAAGAGCCACCUGCAAGCCCCGCCCCAGCUCCUCAUCGACAGCGUGACGGACACAGUGAUUGGUCCAAACCUAAACGUCACAGGGCAGCCUUUCGUGUCACCGGACGGCCGCUACGUUGUGACACCUGACCCGCAGAGCUCAAAGCUGAUAGUACAGACGGUGUCGUUCCAGGGGGAGCUGGGUCUGAACCAGGAACUGGAUGAGCCCGUAGCUGUCUCUGAUCUGGCUUUCCAGCCUUCCUUCACGGAGUCCAACCAGCACGUGGUCGUGGCCACCUCAGGCUCAGGCACGGACCUGCUAUUUGCCGAUCUGUCCUCAGGCCGCACUGAGGUUCUCCGGAGCCUCAAGGAGCCCCUGCCCCCCCAAGCCUGGCCCUGGGGAGGCCCCAACAGAGUGGUGGUCUCCAGCGGGUUGUUCGGACAGUACCUGGUGACGCCGUCGGCCGAGUCCCUCUUUGUCCUGAACGGCAAACAGAGAACGCCGCACUGCGAGGUGUCAGACAUCAAGAGCGGGAACACAGUCGUCUGGGUCGGCGAGGUAUGAGUAAAAAAGAAAAAAAGAAAAAAACAAAGCAGGAGACAUAAGGUGAGGGAGAGACGUGAAUGGAAAAAAGGAAAGAUCAGGCCAAAUUACCUAUAAUAAAGAUUUAUGUGAACAUAAGUUGUGGACUCAACCCUGGGACUGAGCGAGACGGAUACACGCCUGGGUUUAUUGUAACAAAAGUACACUUAAAAAUAGAGUAAUUGAGAAAACAUUAAGAAACCCUGUUGUGAUAUUUCUAUUGGGAGAAAGUGUCAAUGCCGUUCAGUGCAACAGUGAUCUAUGUGCACUUAACUAUACAGAAUUGUACAUUAUUGCACUUCCUUCCAUGUUAUCACAGCAAAUAGGUACCUGAAGAGGGGUUAUUAACGAACUACGAACUAUGCACAAUGCUCACUUUUUUUAGAGUAAAAAGCUUUCCGAUUUUGUUUAUCUCAACAAUGUUUGUUGUUUUCACCAGUGCUGCAUAUAAUCACCACAAACUGUCCGUCUGUCCUGUCUGCCUUUAGUGUAUGUGUGUUCUGAGUCCUUUUAAACGCUACCAGCCCAUCUGUUUACUCGCCUUUGUCAUGGUAUUGUACUGAAUCCUCCCUCUGAGAGCUUUCAUUCCCCUCAUGCCGGCAGAGGUUGGCUUUAUGCACAUGUGUAAUACCCUCUAUUUACAUUGUCUAUCCAAAGAGCCCGAUCGGUCCAUUAAACGUCGACAAUGGAUGUUUUGCUCGCGGAGGGAGCCUAACCAGAAAUGAGCAGCACAUCUUGUGGUCUCUUGCAAUGGUAUAAUCUGUCCCCUGCUGUCUCUCACAUUUAUUCUGUACCUGCAGCACAACUCUGUGCUGUGGAGCCUGAAAAUGCCACUUAGCAGCUUCCCUCAGGGUAAUGACUCCGGUUUACGCUGACCCACAUGCUGAGGCCGUGCCAAAAGUGGCAUCAACUCCUCUAUCUGACUGGCUGUGAGCAUUUGUACUUCCUCCCAGAGAGCCGUGCAUCAAGAUCACACUCCAAGGCAGGUAGACUGCACUCGCCAGGUGGUAAUUAUUCAGCUGUAACAAAGAAAAUAUCUUUUUAUUACUGUCUAUCAACCACAUAUGCGCAGGACGAAAAUAUGCUGUAUCUCAAAACUUAGCAGCCAGGUUCAAAAGUAAGGAUCCGUUUUUAUAUAGCAAUACGAAUUUUUUUAAACAUUUCUGUUUCCAGGAAUACCUUAUGGAUUGUUAAAUUACUAAAUUGACAAUAAUUGUACAUGUUUCCUUAUUAAUAUUAUUAUUAUUAAAAAUGUGUGUACCUACUUUUGAAAAGCCCGGCACCAUCUGUCUUGAGGCAGCUACCGAAUAAACACCAGCAACUCUUCACCUAUCCUCUGUGUAAUUUGCUUUUGCCAUUCGCUCUAAUUAUAAUGAUGAUGAUGCAUUAGCGGCAAAAGAGCACCGCUUUCUCUACAUUUGUAAUAAUGUCAUUAGAAAUCAUUGGAACCAUUGUGUCUCUUAUACAUUCCUGCCUCUUGACAGUAGUGCUGAGGUGUGUCGCUCUGACAACACACUCGAUGGCUCUUAGAUGUGUGCGGGCUUAAAUGGGUUCCAGUUUUGGUGCAAUGGCGUUUUCUUUCUUUUCCUCUUUAUGCUGCAUAGCCUUUCUUUGCGCCUCCCAGCCUCAAGCUACAGCUUAAAAAUGAAUGCUCUCUAAUAUUCAGCUGUCAUAGAUGUUUUUGUUGUUCUAAACUAAAUCAGGAGCUAUUGUUUAAUAUUCUGAUUCAUGUAGUGGCCCAAAUAUUCUCCUUUAAUCUACAUUUAAAUUAUUCUAAUUUACACAAACUGCUUGACAAUACCUGGAUGAAAAUUAAUUAAUUGCAGUCUCAGAAUAACUAAUACUUCUUAUUUUUCUAGAAAUCGCUAGAUUCUACAAACAGCCAGCCCAUCUAAAGCUUUUUAAUUGUAGCCGGUAUAAAACAGCUAGAAGCAAAAUGGAGACAUAUUCCAGAGCAAAAACAAAAAUCAACUGAACAGUAGCACUAAAGCUCAUUCCCUGCAUGGGAAAAGGAAAUGCUUUCUGGUGCUGACAUGUGAUUGACAGCUCCCUGGUACAUCCAUUAUGUAAUCACAGCACAAAUACUCACAGCCUUCAGGAUUUAGCAGUUGCUGACCUUUUUUUUGGCGUGUCAAACAGAUGAAACUCAUGUUUAUCUCUGGCAGCCACCCACAGGCCAAGAUGUCAAAGUCCAACUGUACAGAAAGUCUAUAAGAGAGGUGUCCCACUGUAAACGCAGCUGAAGUCUUGUGACUGGAAUAUAUCUGCUCUUUUGUUUUGUUUUUCCCCAGAAACAAACAGCAGCCCAAAUUAAAUAUUAAUCAUCUUCUCCUAAUACGUAGUUGUGCCUGUAACUCCCCAGUGCGAUGCAAUGUGUAGGGUAGAAACCAAGCUGUGUAAGAAAAGAAAAAAGUAAACACACGAGUGAAGCAGACUUGUUGUUCUUGUUUGUGAUUUAGGUAUUUGCUGCUAAUCUGCCAUGAAAAUCCAUUCUGGUAUGAAAGCCUGUUUGAUGAAGGCAAUGACUUAUUGAUGAUACUGUUUCUUAGACCACUGUUGCACUGAGGAGAGAAAUAUAAUACCUGACAUAUUUAUGUUUAUUGGAUGGACAUUUGUCUAAUUGGUAGCCCAGUUUUCUCACUGUGUCAAUGGAUAAAAAAAAAAAAGUAUUACUGUUGAAGUAUUCCGGCUCUGAUGCUUCCUAAAGUCACUGUCCCAUCCAAAGUCACUCCCCAAUGGCUCUAAAUGAGUAAUCUAUCCGAGACAUGCAUGUAAUGAAAAUAGACCUUCGACAUGAUUAUCAUUGACCUCUCAGUGAUCUCUCACAGUCACACACGGUUUACAGUUGCUUGUGAAACAGUCACUUUUCUGCCCUCUCAUUGUCACGUCUGUCAGCUUAUCUCUUAAGGUCGAUUCAGCAGUGCGACAUCGCUACUAGAGCCAAGGAGAGCAAGAACAAAGAGACUGCACCUGCGCUUGCUGAUAUAAGUACAUUAUUGGCUAGCUCAUGUUGUUUUGUUUGGAUCUACCUUCAGUGUCACAUGACUAUCUCCGUACCUCUCCUUUAACCCUCAAAGUAAGGGGCUGCAGAGCUGAACCGCUUGGUGUGAUAGACAUUGAUAGCAACCACUGUUGUAGAUAACAUUGUUCAUGUUUAGAACACGUUCAGACAUGACAAAAACUGACUGUACAGUUUUCUUUAUGCAUUUUGUGUGUUCUGGUUUA
Messenger RNA from Chelmon rostratus (copperband butterflyfish), 5784 nucleotides. It is a transcript of the gene fstl4, whose product is annotated as follistatin-like 4. The transcript is spliced from 15 exons. Gene Ontology annotation, biological process: cell differentiation; regulation of BMP signaling pathway; multicellular organism development. Gene Ontology annotation, molecular function: protein binding. The coding region runs from base 1 to 2541 and encodes 846 amino acids. Lineage: Eukaryota; Metazoa; Chordata; Actinopteri; Chaetodontiformes; Chaetodontidae. The record is from RefSeq and is a predicted model, not a curated record.